AAUGUGUGCAUCCUUCCGGUCUUUCUAAUAUAUCGGGGAAAAUCGGAGACGACACGAGAGAUUCGUAAGAUUCAAAUAAUGUUGUCAAUGAUGAGUUCUGAAGAUUGUCGAGAAUCUGUCUGCGAAUGCAACAAGCGAAUGCAUUAUUGGAGCAAGCGACUUGACCUGAGAAGAAGUGGAUCAGAAGCACGGAUGCGUUACGAGUGCUCCACGAUUAAUACGAAUACUCGGCAGAUGCCUCGGCAUAUCUCAGAAGGCAACAACAUCUAAAAUUCUAUUUACCAUAUGCUAAUGAUCGCGCGAUCAGGCAGCAGCACGAAACAAGUUCUGACAGCUAUCGGUCGACCUUCUGGAGUAACAAUGACACGCGCGUCUCACGCGCGAGCAAACCCGCCGACGGGUAUCCGUGAAGCCGAGCAGUCGGUCGGACGGGAGCCCCGGCUCUACAUCUGAGGUACGAUUCGGCUACGAGGAUCCCCCCGAGCGAUCUAACCGGUCGUAAUGCACAGUCGAUCGUGCUCGGGGGGAGAGGAGAGAGGCGUGUAUCCGGUAGGUUUUUCCGACGAAAGGCGUUUCCGGAAACGGUAGAUUCCUUUUCGAGACAAUCAACGAUCUCGGAGCAACACGGAUGAUUGAAAUUCUCUCGAUCUUCGUAGGUGAUAACGAGUGAUUGGUAGUAACACGUACGACACGUUAUUACAUCAUCAAUAACUCGAUCAACGAGACACAAUCAGUGAGUCUAUUAACGAAGCGAUCGAGAGAUAACUACUUGUACAACUUUAAAGAGGAGAAAGGUAAAAAUAAUUAAUCUUGACGGCGCUAAUUAGUCGCAUUCCAAUCCUAUUAAAUCAAGAGAGACACGAUUGAGAUCGACAUCGACGGGCGGAAAGAGAACAAGAUAAUGCAGAAGAUAGCGGUGAUGGCCGCGGUGCAAAAGGCCCACGGCUAUCAUAACGGCAGCAACGCUUACGGGGAUGCGAGUAACGCCUCACCGGAGUAUAACGGCUCCUCGUCAACCAGCAAAAGCGGUCGCUUCGACGCGGAUCUGCACGGCAAUGUUAACAUCCUUCUUGGUGGCGCCAUGAUCAGCGGUGUGAUCAUGAUGGUGGUGCUCAUAUGCUAUUGCUGUCACAAAAACGUCCGGAAGCAUCGACCGCAGGAAUACUCGCAGUACUGGAGAGCCGAACCGGACAUUCAUAGUCUGGAAGUCUUCACCAUGGACACACACUGCAUCGAGAGAUCGGUAACAUCUCAGACCCAUCAGGAAGAGGGAAUGACCGUGGCUCUUCCGCCGUGUUCUGUGACCUCAGGCCCGCCACCGGCCUACGAGAGCCUCAUCUUCGACCCUCGGGCGCUGCCCUCGCCGACCGACAAGAAGGACGAGUCUGACGAUCCGAGCAAUAUUAUCUCACCCCCGAUAAGCAGCUUGCCCACCGAGUCGGAGGCCAACAGGAUCAACAAACGGGAGGAUAUCCCGAGGGACGAUCAGGGUUUACCUUCCUACGAAGCCGCCCUAAAAUUAGAAGCUGACGGCUACGUUUAAGAAACGAAUAAGGGUUCGCCGGAACUACUUCGAUCGCGGAUCUCCAAUCGUGAAAAUUUCCAGAGCUCUUAGAUAAAACACCAAGUCAUGGAUAUCAAGGAAAAAUUCCAUAAUCGACAAGGUGACUCAGUCGACUGUAGGCGAUCGGCUGUCGCCAGCUGAAAUUAAGUCUCGCGAAAGCAUCUGUGAGAGAAUGGCGCAAGGAGACUGAGAUUGAUUUUUAAUCGAGGAAAUGGAAGAAGAAAGAAGAGAUAGAUGACUGAGCAAAUUUUCCACGUAGAUUUGUGAAUCGGAGACAAGUUGCGAAAGAAAUUUCAAGCGCAAUUUUUAGAAAGGAACUAUUUUCAUCUGCGCGUGAAUCAAGACGCACGAAAGUAUAGAAUAAUUUUAAUCGAAGAGAUGUUAAGAAGAGAGGAGGAAAAAGUUUUAAAUAAGAUUUUUUUAGAGUUAAUGAAAAAAAAAAGACAUUGGGCGUUAUAUCAAGAAUAUUCUAAAAAUUUUGAAACAUUAUUCUCCUCUUGCCUUAUUGAAUGAUUCUAAUUCUUAACGAUAGGAUGGUAGAGCGAAAAACCACAAAAGAUAAAGUGCCUGAACAUACAUCCUUUUCCGAAACGUGUGUAAACGGAGGACAAGAUGAAAGAAAAGCGACGAAGUAAUUUUUCGAAAGUACGUUCUGUUUUUCUUUCUGUCUUGUCUAAAAGUAAAACAACACAUAAAAUCUUUGAGAGCGACUUUUCAUCAACAAGAUGUAAUAAGAAAAUUUUCAGAAGAUGUAAUACCUCGACUUUUCUAUUUUUCGAUAAUCUCUAUGAUUAAAUGUGUCGAUAAUAUUUUAAAUAUAGGAGAGAACGCGUCGUAGAAAUGUACAGAUACACAAGAUAUCGAUUUAUAGAAUGCGAAAUAUAUAUAUACAAUACAUAGAAUGCGCCGAAAUGUAGCAUAUGUUAAUGUCAGUAUACAUAAAAACGGUACGUUUGUAAGUCGCGGCCUCAGGCAAUGAACAGAAAGACCUAAUUUCGCAGAUAAUUACAUUUUAUAAAUGUUAAGAAGGAGAAUACUUAACGGCAUAUUUUUCCCGGUCGGUCAUUAGUUUAAGAGAGCAAGAGCGGACAUAGAAACGCAGCACCGUUAGAUUACAGUUUCCGUUUGAAUAAACAAUGCGCAUCGCUAUAACGUAAAUGAUACUUCGUGUAAUGCGCGCACGACAUCGCGGAAUUUAUGCGGUGUUUCGCUAGGAAAACGCUUCGAAACAUACCAUUUUACGUAGAACUUUCCUGUGUAUGAUAGAUGAAUAUGUAAACAAAUAGCUGUGCA
This is a messenger RNA of Trachymyrmex septentrionalis, 2857 nucleotides long. RefSeq lists its product as uncharacterized. The record is from RefSeq and is a predicted model, not a curated record. The transcript is spliced from 5 exons. NCBI's taxonomy places the organism in Eukaryota, Metazoa, Arthropoda, Insecta, Hymenoptera, Formicidae. The coding region runs from base 902 to 1543 and encodes 213 amino acids.